This is a messenger RNA of Trematosphaeria pertusa, 664 nucleotides long. RefSeq lists its product as uncharacterized. Bases 131 to 532 code for a protein of 133 amino acids. The record is from RefSeq and is a predicted model, not a curated record. The transcript is spliced from 3 exons. NCBI's taxonomy places the organism in Eukaryota, Fungi, Ascomycota, Dothideomycetes, Pleosporales, Trematosphaeriaceae.
CUUCUCGCAGAAUUGCCCACCUUCUAUCUCUCUACGCCUCACGCCCAUCCUCGAACUGUGAUUGCUCACCUAAGAACACCUUCUAAAUUAAGGACGUGGGGACUCCCAAGCCAGGGCUCUUUACCUCACAAUGCCAAAAUACAGUGUGGGCCAGCACGUUCGUUACAAAUGCGUUGGAGGACCUCACUCCAAAACACCCCCCACAUCCGGCACCGUUAAGCAGGUCUUCACAGCCCCCACUACGCUCGAUGGCAAACAUAUCCGGGCUUCGGCGGACGAGCCGCGGUAUGUGAUCGAGAAUGUGAGGACGAGGAAGAGCUCCGCGGUUUUCGAGAGGAAUAUCUUGAGCAUAGAUGAAGAGAGUAGUAAGCAGGAAGAGCAUGGCGGGAAUACGGGCUUGGUCGGGGAAGCCGACUUGACGGGGCUAGUCAUGGGUGCCAUUAUGGGUGUCCGGGUUGAGGGGCCGAUGGGGAAGAAGAGGAUAUGGAGGGCGAUGGAUGAGGCGGAAGAAAGGGAGGGAGAGGACGUGUGAGGGUAUGAGUUGUAUUCUUGAGGAGGCUGGGGUCCUAUGUGGAGGGGUAUAACGUGCUUCGAGGAGGAGCUUCAGUUGGAAUGAAGAAAGAACGCCCCUUUUUUGAACGCCUUCACAUGCAAUGAAUUGCCC